Molecule: messenger RNA, 1936 nt
Organism: Ilex paraguariensis (yerba mate)
Lineage: Eukaryota; Viridiplantae; Streptophyta; Magnoliopsida; Aquifoliales; Aquifoliaceae
Source: the annotation of a GenBank genome assembly
AUGAUGAUGAUACCAUCGUCUGCCUCUUCAUCGUCUUCUUCAGCUACGGUACGAGUGGAGAAGGCGACGAGCGAGUUUUUAAUCGGACCAGAUUGGACUAUGAACAUCGAUAUUUGUGAUACCAUCAAUACCAAUAACUGGCUAGCAAAAGAUGUUGUCAAAGCUGUGAAGAAAAGGUUGCAGCAUAAGAACCCUGAAGUUCAACUACUUGCCUUGACGCUUCUGGAGACAAUGGUGAAGAACUGUGGUGAUUAUGUGCAUUCUCAAAUUGCUGAGAGGAAUAUACUGCAAGAUAUGAUCAAAAUUGUUAAGAAAAAGACAGGUAUGCAUGUAAGGAACAAAAUCUUGGCAAUGCUAGACUCUUGGCAAGAAGCUUUCGGUGGCCCUGGAGGAAAACAUCCACAAUACUACUGGGCUUAUGAUGAACUGAGGCGUUCUGGAGUAGAAUUUCCCCAGCAUUCAUCAGAUGUAACUCCAAUAUUUACGCCACCUGUUACCCACUCCACUCUCAGACAUGCUCAAGCAGGUUAUGGAAUGCCAUGCAAUUCAUCAACAAGGCUUGAUGAAGCCAUGGCAGCUGACAUGGAAAAUUUAAGUUUAUCAAGCAUUAAUUCCAUGCGAAAUGUUCUGGAUCUCUUAGCUGACAUGCUGCAAGCUGUGACUCCAAGUGACCGUAUGGCUGUAAAAGAUGAAAUAAUCAUCGAUCUUGUUGACCAGUGUUGUGCCAACCAGAAGAAGCUGAUGCAGAUGUUAACUACAACUGCAGAUGAAGAACUUCUUGGUCAAGGUCUUGAAUUAAAUGAUAAGCUGCAAAGUGUGCUCGCAAAACAUGAUGCUAUAGCUUCUGGUUCCCCGCUGCCAAGGCAAGUAACAAAUUUAAACCCCCGGUCAACUGAAGUACAGGACUCCCCCAUUAAACCUACUGAAGUUACCAGCCCGCCACUGAAUGCUAAUCUCUCUGCACCAGUUCUUGCUUUGACGACUAGCCAGAUUGAGGAAGAGGAUGAGGAGGAAGAUGAUUUUGCACAGCUAGCUCGAAGGCAUUCCAAAACACGGUCCAGUACUUCUCAAAGCACAUUUACAGGAACCAGUGAAGGAGCUACCUCAGUGAACACUAGCAACAAUGCGACGUCUAUAUCAGCACCCUCAGCCCCAAUGCUGAGCAAUGCAUUAGCUCUGCCAGAUCCUCCUGCACCUGUUAGGACCACGAAAGAACAAGAUAUAAUUGACCUUUUGAGUAUCACCUUAUCGACAACUACUGCCUCUCCUCACACCCCACAAACUCCUGCAGACUUCACACAAAGCAUGUAUCGGCCACCUGUUUCUCCCACCACGCGAGGGUCUCCUAAUACCUCCCAGAUUAAUCCUCGAUUCCCAGGGCUUGUAGGUUCGAACGGGUAUGUUGUUCCCUGGGCCCAGCCUCGGAGUCAACCUCAACCCCAACCAGAAGCUCAAACACAAUUGCAAUCACAGCGUCAACCACAUCAUCCCCAAUAUUCAUCUGGCUACCCACCUCCACCAUGGGCAGCAACUCCAUGUUACUUCAGCAACCAGAAUGUCUUAUCCACAAAUCCUUAUGCAUAUCCUACUCCACAAGACACAACUACAUCACACAUGCCUUUGCAAGGGGCCAGGCCCUUGCAGCAAGUCAACUCGUUCCCUGCAAGAGGAAGCAAUGAGUCAGCUAUCAAUGGAGAUGGAUGGGUGAGCUCCAGCCCUAGGAUCAGUGCCCCUGCAGCAGGACCCAAACCCUUCAUUCCAUCGUACAGAUUAUUUGAAGAUCUUAACGUUCUUGGCAAUGGGGAUGGAAAGUUUAAAAUGGCAAGCAAUAUGUCUCCAAGCUUAUCGGGAACUAACAGCCAAAGUAUGGUGGGUGGAAGGAAGUGAAUUUUGCUUCAACAUUGCUUGUUUCUCCGCGUGUACUGAAAUUUCAUGC